GUUGUAAUGCUUUGUAAAUGUUAUGCACACAUAAAUACCAUAGUCAGACAUAAUGUUUAAUAAUGUAGUAAAUAAUUAUAACUUAAAAUGAAAAAGGUUAUGAUGCCAAAGUCACCCACGGGUACUUGUCUUGAAUGUCACAUGAUGGAAGUUUCGUCGUGGGUUUGAUGCUUGAUUGAAGAGCUGUGUCGUAUUCAGCUCACUCGAAUCCAGAACGUUGAUGAAGAAAAGUCUGUGGGUGCCAAUCUCUUCACCGUAGUUUUAUCCAAAAGAGGGACAUUAUUUGUGGUCUGCAUUUCGCAAAAGCUAACUUUGAUUUUGUUUAAUCAGUGAAGCUUCGUAGGCUAACCAUAUCCCCAGAGGCUGCCGCUGCCCAACUGCUGGCGCCAGGCUGAAGUGGAGCGCGCAACGAGUAUUGUCCUGUUGUGGGGCACUAAGUGCGCGACACAUCCACUGCUUCUCCGCGAGUCUGUAGACAAGUGUAGAGCGACGCGAGAGGAACAGUAUUGUAAGAAAAUAGCGCUUUCCUCGACGAGACUUAUUUGUGAAGCUCCUCUUUCUGCCGGCGGCGCCUCCUGCAGUUGUGGAUGUGGUAUGACCCUGUGUGGCAGGAAGGUGUUGACAGUGCUAAGCAGCGUGUUCGCUGUGUGCGCCCUGGGCCUGCUGGGCAUCGCUGUCAGUACUGACUACUGGCUCUAUCUGGAGGAGGGCGUCAUCCUGCCCCUCAAUCAGAGCACUGAGUUACGCAUGUCCCUGCACUCGGGCCUCUGGAGGGUCUGCUUCACAGCUGGAGAUGAGAAGGGCCGUUGUUUCACCAUUGAGUAUGUGAUGCCCACCAACGUGCAGCUGACGUCGGAGUCUACAGUUAGUGUGCUGAAGAUGAUCCGUUCAGCCACUCCCUUCCCCCUGGUGAGUCUCUUCUUCUUGUUCAUUGGUUUUGUCCUGAGCAACAUCGGACAUAUCCGGCCCCACCGCACCAUCCUGGCCUUCAUCUCCGGAAUCUUCUUCAUCCUCUCAGGUCUGUCUCUGGUGGUGGGCCUGGUGUUGUACAUCUCCAGUAUUAAUGAUGAGAUGUUGAACAGGACCAAGACCAACGAGGCCUACUUCAGUUACCAGUACGGCUGGUCCUUCGCGUUCGCUGCCAUCUCCUUUCUGCUCACUGAGACGGCCGGCGUCAUGUCCGUCUACCUGUUCAUGAAGCGCUACACGGCCGAGGAGAUGUACAGACCCCACCCGGGCUUAUACGGGCCGCGCCACAGCAACUGCUCCGACUACUCUGGUCAGUUCCUCCACCCGGACACCUGGGACCAGCACGGCCGCAGCCCCUCCAGCAUCUCCAGCGAAGCCUCGCUCCAGAUGAACCACUCUCUCCACUCCAACUACCCAGCGCUCCUCAAGUGUCCCGAGUAUGACCGCAUGUCCUCCUCCCCAUGCUGAGGCCUGCGUGAAGCCCUGGAGCCUGGGCAGUGGGUUGUAAACACAUCCCCAGGAAGGGAGAGUCUGACUGAGGUGGUAGACUAGGUUGUUCGGUCUAGAGGAGGGCGAUUGAGAGGGCUGAUGGGGAGGCGCCUAGGCUGCGUUUUGUGAGAGAGGGGGGGGUGGCGUAUCUUUUUCCAUGUGUGUGACGACCUCUUUUGAAGUCCUCUUGUAGUGCAGUUUUCUGAAUUUUGACACAUUUGGGAGAUGGCGACCCCCACAGCCGACCUUCCAUUUCUGGUUUUACUCAAAGUACAGUAGAAGUAGUGAUUCUCAAUCAGACCUUGUUCACCUUCGCCGUACAGUACGUUCUCCAUCUUGGUCAAUAUAGAAGCCGAUAUCUCCCCGGUAACCCACGUAGGUCUUCUGUCAACUGUAUAACUUGUAAGAUAAUAUACUAUAAGUGGGUAGAUUGAAAGUGAAACGUUUCUCUCUUUAUUAUCUAUUUAUUUUGACUGUGGGUUUAAUCAUCCCGUCAGAGAGCAGGAUGUUCAUUACACGUCAUUUAUCAAUUUAAAUCUUUUUUUUUUCAUCGUCCAUCUCACGCUCAGCACUGUUGUAACUGUUAAUAAAGACAGAGAUAAUGUUUGUAUAUGUUUGAAUGGAAAGAAACCAGGAAGCUACUACUACAUCCAUGGAGUCCCUGCAGAAUUACAGGAUGUACAUAAUGCAGUGGA
Molecule: messenger RNA, 2153 nt
Organism: Oncorhynchus gorbuscha (pink salmon)
Lineage: Eukaryota; Metazoa; Chordata; Actinopteri; Salmoniformes; Salmonidae
Product: voltage-dependent calcium channel gamma-5 subunit-like
Exons: 6
Coding region: 595-1437 (280 amino acids)
Biological process (GO): transmission of nerve impulse; neurotransmitter receptor internalization; postsynaptic neurotransmitter receptor diffusion trapping
Cellular component (GO): postsynaptic density membrane; AMPA glutamate receptor complex
Molecular function (GO): channel regulator activity; voltage-gated calcium channel activity
Source: RefSeq, a predicted model, not a curated record